Molecule: messenger RNA, 1290 nt
Organism: Penicillium manginii
Lineage: Eukaryota; Fungi; Ascomycota; Eurotiomycetes; Eurotiales; Aspergillaceae
Exons: 4
Coding region: 1-1290 (429 amino acids)
Biological process (GO): transmembrane transport
Cellular component (GO): fungal-type vacuole membrane
Molecular function (GO): transmembrane transporter activity
Source: RefSeq, a predicted model, not a curated record
AUGUCAUACCACCAUGAAAAGAUGCAGGACCUGGAAGGCCGGUCAGAGGUAGAAUUGCAGUCCCCAGAGGUCGCCUCCACGGAGCUCAUGUUUCCAGAUGGUAGCUACCAAGCCUGGCUCACUGUGGCUGCUGGGCUGCUGGCACAAAUCUCAAGUAUCGGAUUUUUGAGUGCGUUUUCUGUCUUCCAAAGCUACUAUAGCGAGGUGACACUACCUAAAUCGAGUGCCAGUGAUAUAUCCUGGAUCGGAAGUCUGCAAGCCUUUGGCUGCUUUUUCCUGGGAAUAUGGGCCGGUAUCCUGUCCGACAAACGAGGGCCCAAAUGGCCCUUUGCUCUGGGGACAUUUUUCAUGGUUUUCGGAACAAUGAUGGCAUCAAUUUCAUCUUCCUACUACCAGUUCGUCCUCUCACAAGGAAUUUGUAGUGGCAUCGGAUUCGGGUUAGUUUUCACCCCAGCCCUUGCCAUUCAAUCACAAUGGUUUUUGAAGAAACGUGGAUUCGUCGUUGGCUUGGUUAUGUCAGGCCAAAACAUCGGCGGUGUCAUCUGGCCAAUCCUCGUGGAUCGCCUCAUUACCACUUACGGGUUGUCACUCGGGUGGACGCUCCGCACCAUUAGCUUCAUGCAGUUGUUCCUUAUGGUCGCCGCCACAUUGAUGGUUCAUCCACGCUUCUCUGACAUUCCUCGGGAGCCGAUCCCUGUGAAGCAAUUCCUGACCGAUAAACGGACCUGCUUAUUCACGUUAUCUUCAUUCUUAUUUUUCUUUGCGAUCUACAUUCCUUAUUUCUACAUCACCCCCUACGCCAUGCAAUGGGGCACUUCCCUCAACAUGGCGUUCUACAUGUCGUCAAUUCUGAACACUGGCGCUUUCUUCGGUUGUUACAUUUUCGGCGUGGCAUCCGAUCACGGUCUUGGCCAAUUUAAUGCACUUACAUUGGUGGCCUUCGGCUGCGCUGUGACGGCUUUUGGCUGGAUUGGAACUAAGGACAAUGCGGGUAUUGUCGUAUGGAGUAUUAUUUACGGGUUCCUCUCCGGCGCCCUCCAAGCGCUUGUGUCGCCGUGCAUCUCCCACUUGGCACCCAAGCCAGAACUGAUCGGUACAUGGAACGGGCUCUGUAUAAGUGUAAUUUCGCUUGCUGUUCUUGGCAUGGGACCGAUUGCCGGAAAGUUGCUUGAUAACACGGGCGGCACUAACUAUCUCCCCAUGCAAUUGUUUACGGCGGUACUUUUGAUGGCGGCUAGUUCUUUAUAUAUCAUUUCACGCCUUCUCGUUUCUCGGAAGGCGAUUGUCUGA